Molecule: messenger RNA, 3339 nt
Organism: Clonostachys byssicola
Lineage: Eukaryota; Fungi; Ascomycota; Sordariomycetes; Hypocreales; Bionectriaceae
Source: the annotation of a GenBank genome assembly
AUGUUUGGACUCGGCAUUCUCCAAGAUGAUGGCAAGCUAUGGCCGAUCGAUAACCUAGCGGAAAAAAUCGAGGAAAAAGUGCCUGGAUAUUAUCUGGGUAUCCCAACGCGUACUGGGUCUCUUUCUACUUUAUGUCCAGGCGAAUUUUUACAUUUAUUGCCACAGGCUAUUGAAAACACACCCGAAAGCAACGCCGCUGCCCGUUUUGAGUUACUUGCCACUCUUUGCCGCGCGUACCCAGAGGAGGAUGGUCAAUUCGUCAUAGCUAUGAGUGGUGCCAGUCUGGUUGGCUAUGUCAAACAGGCCAUCGCAUACGCUGGGGAGUCUCACCCAUUCUACCCAGAAUUGCUCUCCAUGCUGGCGACUUCUCUUACUGGUAGAUUUCACGAUUCUUGGGCGACGGGGGCGAACGUGGAGGAACGGUUGCAGCUCAGGCUGAAAGCGAUGCCUGAUUUAGAAGAAGCAUUGGAGUUGAGGGAGAAGGCUUUGGCAAUGACGUCCGAAGAUGAUACUAAAUGGAUCCCGCGACUGAAUGGGGUCACGAAAUCUCUUUUGGAAAAGGCUCAGAGGACUAAGGUAAGCCAGGAUUUGCGUGCGGUUGAGAGCAAUGCUCGAAAGGUUGUCGACAUGGUUCCUGAAGGGCAUCCAGACAGAGGUGAAGUUCUAUGGCAGCUGGGGGACGUCCUAGACGUCUUAGACUAUCUAUCUACGGAAGAUAGAUUUCCGGAGUCUUAUUUUGAAGAAGCUACGAAAUUGGGACUCCGAGCACUGCCCUUGACGAAGGCCAACAAGUCGGCACGGGCAUGGGGGAUGGAGCGGAGGCUCAUAAGACGGUAUGAAAACACAGGCCGAAUCGCAUAUCUGGACGAAGUCAUCCGCUUUCGGCAAGAAUAUGAUACAGAUGAUGGUGAAGGAAAAGGAUCAUUAUCUGAGAUCGGGGAGCUAUUCAUGAUAAGAUAUCUACGAACAGGCGCAAUGUCCGACUUAGACGAGUUUAUCUGCAGGAUGGAACGCACAGUGGCGAACGGGGAAGACCACUAUGGCAUGCGCACUGAAUGGGCAAACAGUCUUGCAGCUGGGUACGGAUAUAGAUACGCAAUAACACGCGUCGAAUCUGAUAUCAGGAGAUCUAUCGAUCUACUUCGAGAUAACCAAAAGACAAUUUCCCGGCGACAAAGUGCGCGGUAUGAAUUCGACGAAAGCUGGCGAAAUCAGGACGAGUGCGCGCUUCACCUCGCCAACCAACUUGAGAGCAGGUUUCGAGUAUCAAAAUCCAUGAGAGAUCUUGACGAGGCUAUUGAGAUCGAUAAUAACGUCAUUCGCCAAAUUUGGUUCAGGAAGGACAAUCAGAUGCAUGAUAAACAACGCGGUCUUGCCCAGUAUGCGAUCCGGUUGCUGAAGAGGUACUGCAUUCAAAAGAGUGCAGAAGAUCUCACAAAUGCUGAGAGAAUAUGCCACCAGGCGGUAAAUGCAGAAGUAAAUGGCAUAAAUCUAUCGUUUGCGCUUUGUGCGCUUGGGGACGUGUUUUACCAACGCCAUCUCGAUGGGAAGUCGCCCGAUGCCCUAAGAACGGCCAGUUCGGCAUAUGAAGAUGGCUUUUCCAACGAGAACAGCUCUCCACAGCACCGCAUCCAAUGUGGAAUGGGAUUGUUGAAGGCUCUUUGCCUCAUGGGAAGAUGGGAAGAUGGGUAUGAAACUUCUACCAAAACUCUCACGCUAGUCCAGCAGAUGAUGGCACGGUCACUCGAAAAUGCAGAGAAGCAGUACUUGUUAGGCCAAUGUGUCGGCUUUGCUUCUGACGCAGCAUCAGUAGCACUAAACGCAGGAAAAGGACCUGAGAUCGCCCUGCAGUUCCUGGAGCAAGGCCGCGGGUUGCUUGCUUCUUCAAUAGAGGAUUCGCGAAUCGAUGUCACUUCCCUCCGGACGAGCUACCCGGAUUUGGCUGGAAGAUUUACCAGUAUCCGUGAACGGCUCCAAGAGUCAGCGACUCCGAGAAUCGAUUCUGGGAAAGGGCAUGAUUUGAGUUACCAUAAAGAAGCGCGGUCGGUUCAGCGCCACAGGCUCGGUGAAGAUCUUGAUCGAUUAGUUGAUGAGAUUCGAAAAAGGCCAGGAUUCGAAACUUUUCUCGCGGCACCUACAGUGCCAGAAAUGCAAGCUGCUGCUGCCAAUGGUGCCAUUGUUGUACUCAAUGUGAGCAAAUAUCGCUCUGAUGCAAUUAUCGUUGAGAAGGGUCGACUUCAUGCUCUACCAUUGCCGAUGCUGAGCAAGGAGGAAGUGGUGGAGAGAGCCAGAGGUGGCACAGCAGCAUUAGCCAACACCAAGACACUUGAGUGGCUAUGGGAAACUGUUACAUCGCCGAUUCUGGACUAUCUUGGCUUUACUCAAUCGCUUGGGCAAGAUGAAUCGCAAUGGCCUCGCAUCCGGUGGAUUGCGACUGGCAUAAUGAGCAGUUUCCCAAUCCAUGCCGCUGGCUGGCAUGCAGCACCGCCAGAUCUAGGACUCACGGUACUGGAUAGAGUCGUUUCGUCGUACAGCUCAUCGAUCAAGGCGAUUAUUCAUUCACAAAAGCGCCCAGCUUUCGAUUACCAGAAACUCGGAGACCAGUCUCAAGCGCUUCUUGUCGCUGUGCCGCAGGCCCCGGGAUGUUCAAGCCUUCCUUCUGCAGCAAAGGAGCAUGAGGUGCUGCAAAAAUUGUUCAACACAAUCAACUGGGAAGUUCACGCAGCAGAGAAUACCAAGGCAGGUGUUGUGUCUCGCCUCCGCUCAUCACAGAUCUUUCAUUUUGCUGGCCAUGGCACCGUCGAUCCACUCAACCCCUCGAGAAGUUUCUUGUACCUUGAGGAUUGGAAGAAACACCCAUUCACUGUAGCUGAACUAUUGGAGCUCAACCUUCAACAGGGCAUGCCGUUCCUCGCCUAUCUCUCUGCUUGCCGAACUGGCCAAGUACGAGAUGAAGAAUCCCUUGAUGAGAGCGUUCAUUUGAUCAGUGCGUUCCAACUGGCGGGUUUUCGGCACGUCAUUGGCACGCUUUGGGAGGUAAACGACGAUAUAUGCGUGGACAUGGCAAGCUAUGCUUACCAGGCCAUAUGGAAUGGACGGUUCACGGAUAGGUCCGUCUGCUUGGGGUUACAUACAGCGAUGAGGAGGCUUCGGGACGAAUGGCGAAGCCGCUUGGCAUCAUCAGGCCAAAGAGGGAGGAAGGGGGCGAAGAUUGAUUUGGCAAACAGUGCUGAAUCACAGACGAGCCGCAACCAGGGGACUAAGGAAGGCAGGGAUAUGCUUCGCUGUGACGAGGAGGAGACGCUCUUUUGGGUGCCCUUCGUUCAUUUCGGAGUAUAA